Molecule: messenger RNA, 1552 nt
Organism: Cryptococcus amylolentus CBS 6039
Lineage: Eukaryota; Fungi; Basidiomycota; Tremellomycetes; Tremellales; Cryptococcaceae
Product: glycerol-3-phosphate dehydrogenase (NAD(+))
Exons: 5
Coding region: 25-1185 (386 amino acids)
Biological process (GO): carbohydrate metabolic process; glycerol-3-phosphate catabolic process
Cellular component (GO): cytosol; nucleus; glycerol-3-phosphate dehydrogenase (FAD) complex
Molecular function (GO): protein homodimerization activity; glycerol-3-phosphate dehydrogenase [NAD(P)+] activity; NAD binding
Source: RefSeq, a predicted model, not a curated record
UCCCUAUACAUCCCUGUACUCACCAUGUCCGCCAACCAAGUCACCCAGCAGCUCGACGACCUCGACAUCGCCUCCACCGUCACCACCCCUGCCGUCACCCGCCCCUCCUCCCCCGCUCCCCCCAGCCUGCCCCGCUCUCCCCUCCCCAGCGGCAAGCACAAGAUCGCCAUCAUCGGCUCUGGCUCCUGGGGAACCGCCCUCGCCAAGAUUGCUGCCGAGAAUGCCUGGAAACGCAAGGACGACUUCCACUCCGAAGUCCGCAUGUGGGUCCGUGAAAAGAUUGUCGACGGCAAGCCCCUCACCCAGGUCAUCAACCGAACCCACCUCAACUCGCGAUACCUCCCCGACGUCCCUCUUCCCCGCAACCUCGUCGCCGUGCCUCACUUGAAGGAUGUCGUCAAGGAUGCCACCCUCAUCGUCUUUGUCGUCCCCCACCAGUUCCUCCACACUGUGCUCAACGAGCUCUCCAGGCCCGGUAUCCUCACCCCCGGCGCCAUGGCCGUCAGCGCCAUCAAGGGUGUCGAGGUCAACGGUACCGACAUCCAGACCUUUGCCAGCUUGAUCACUGCCAAGGUCGGCCUCCCCUGCUCUGCCUUGAGCGGUGCCAACAUUGCUCUUGAAGUUGCCUUGGGCCAAUUCUGUGAAACCACCAUCGGAUGCCCUACCCACGAAGAGGUCUUGCUCUGGCACGCCGUCUUCAACGCCCCUACUUUCCGAGUGGCCGCCGUUGAAGAUGUCAGCGGUGUCUCGCUUGCUGGUGCGCUCAAAAACAUUGUCGCCCUGGCUGCGGGUAUCGUCGACGGUCUCGGCUAUGGCGGCAACACCAAGGCUGCCAUUAUGCGAAUCGGUCUGAAGGAGAUGACCGAGUUUUGUUUGGAAUUCUUUGAGGGUUCCAAGCGAGAGACCUUCUCCAACGAGUCUGCCGGUGUCGCCGACCUUACCGUCACCUGCUACUCUGGCCGAAACCGCAAGUGUGCCGAAGAGUUUGCCAAGACUGGCGCUCCCUUUGACUACAUCGAGAAGAAGCUCCUCAACGGCCAAAAGCUCCAGGGUACCGCCACCGCCGAGGAAGUCAACGCCUUCCUCGUCGCCCGAAAGCGUGCGCACGCCUACCCCUUGUUUGAAAAGGUCUACAAGAUUGCCUUUGAGGGCAUGCCCCCCAAGAACCUCGUCGUGGGUCUCUAAGAUGGCUGCGUGUGAAGAGUUGGAAAAAGUUGGAGAAUCACUGUGUAGCCAUUUUAUCUCCCACCCGGUUCAACGGGACGUGCAGCCAUUAGACAAUCGAAUAGAGUUUCCAUAGAUCCACCCCCCAAUAAAUACAAAAAACAUUUUCCCCCUCAUUGUCAAGCACAAACGUCCUCUUUACGUAGCAUUUUUUCUUUUCCCUUGUCGAAUUAUCCAUAGCAAGUGCGGUACGACCACUGGAAUGCGACUCUUUUCAUCAUGCCAACGGAUGACACGCGUGGUGCGCUUGCGGCUACAUGGUCCGGUGACUUUUGUAAUGGAGGAUGAUUUGAUUAGCCUGAAAUGGAUCUGAUUAGAUUUUUUGGUG